Molecule: messenger RNA, 2071 nt
Organism: Engraulis encrasicolus (European anchovy)
Lineage: Eukaryota; Metazoa; Chordata; Actinopteri; Clupeiformes; Engraulidae
Gene: rcc1
Product: regulator of chromosome condensation 1
Exons: 10
Coding region: 130-1407 (425 amino acids)
Cellular component (GO): cytoplasm
Molecular function (GO): guanyl-nucleotide exchange factor activity
Source: RefSeq, a predicted model, not a curated record
AAGCAGUUCAACAAGCGUGCGUGCAUGUACGCUCCUUGGUGCACGCUCCAGUACAGUGAAAGUGACUAGCCGAUCUUUGGGCAGUUUUGUCGUUUGGUAUUCGGUCAUAGUACUGGUGUUGGAACAGUCAUGUCUCUGAAAACGCCAGCCAAGAGGAAAGCAAACACGCCCACACCAGCGAAGCGGGCCAAGAAGGUGGUUGAAGAGGAGGUGCGGGUGGAGGUGGAGCACCGGAGCCACGGCAAGGAGAAGGGGCUGGUGCUGGCGCUGGGCCAGGGGGACGUGGGGCAGCUGGGCCUGGGAGAGGACGUGCUGGAGCGCAAGAAACCGGCGCUGGUCACGCUGCCCGAGCCUGCCGUGCAGGCCGUAGCCGGGGGCAUGCACACGGUCUGCCUGGGCGAGUCGGGGAAGGUGUACACGUUUGGCUGUAACGACGAGGGCGCGCUGGGCCGUGAUACGUCUGAGGAGGGCUCGGAGAUGUCCCCCGGUGCCGUGCUGCUGGAGGAGACGGUGGUGCAGGUCUCCGCUGGCGACAGCCACACGGCCGCCCUCACCCAGCACGGAGACGUCUACGUAUGGGGAUCCUUCAGGGAUAACAAUGGCGUGAUUGGACUGCUGGAGCCAAUGAAGAAAUCUGAUGUUCCUGUCAAAAUGCCCAUCGACGUGCCCAUGGUGAAAAUUGCAUCAGGCAGUGACCACCUUGUGAUGCUGUCGCAGAGUGGGGAGGUGUACACUUUGGGCUGCGGAGAGCAGGGACAGCUGGGAAGGGUCGCAGAGUGUUUCGCCAACCGCGGAGGCAGGAUGGGGCUGUUGAGAUUGUUGUCUCCACAGCUGGUACAUUUUCAUUCUCGGAAAAGGUUGUUUUUCGUCGACGCGUUCUGCGGGGCUUACGUCACGUUCGUCCUGUCUAAAGACGGCCACGUCUACGGCUUUGGCCUCUCCAACUACUAUCAGCUAGGAACCAAAAGCACGAGCGUGUGUUUCACCCCUGUGAAGCUGACUGCCUUCAAGAACUCCACUACCUGCUGGGUUGGCUUCUCUGGAGGCCAGCACCACACGCUGUGUCUGGACGCUGAGGGCAAAGUGUACAGCUUGGGCCGGGCGGAGUACGGGCGUCUGGGCCUAGGCGAUGGGGCGGAGGAGAAGACAGUGCCCACGCCGGUGCCGGGGAUCGAGGGGGCUCAGGUGGUAGCCUGCGGGGCCUCUGUCAGCUACGCUGCCACUAAAGACGGCUCGGUGUACGCAUGGGGCAUGGGCACCAACCUGCAGCUGGGCACGGGGGAGGAAGACGAUGAGUGGAGCCCGGUGGAGAUGGCAGGCAAGCAGCUGGAGGACCGUGCAGUUCUCUCAGUAUCCAGCGGGGGGCAGCACACUGUGCUGCUGGUCAGGGAGAAGCAGGAGAGCUGAUGCCCUGUGCUGUGCUGUGCUGUGCACUCAAGUCUUAUAUCAGGUGGAGAAGAGGGCAAACAGGAACACAGAGUGGGACUUUUCUUUCAAUACUGUUGGUAACUGUAAGCGAAAUGUUUUUUUAAAGUGCCAGGCGCAGGGGGAAUGUAGUCUGUGGCACUGUCCUGCAGUUAAGAGCCCAUUUUGAUGGGGGUGCGAAAAGGUGAUUUUAAAUGGCAGAAGGAGAAGGGGAAAGAGGGGGGCCGGGUUGUGAAACCUGACUUUGGUGGGAUUCCGAACUUUCACUGGAUGUGAUCUUUGUUUGAUUAUGGCGAGACAUGAAAGAGAAAAGUUAAACAAACAAGAGACUAUUUUUCUAAAACGGAAGUUGUCCUAGAUUUAUUAUUUUUUAAUUCUGCAGUCGUUUGUAAGGAGUCUUUAGAAAUGCCUUUCAGGUGUGUGUGUGUGUGUGGGUCUGUCUGUUUCAGUCUGUUUAUAAGCAACCAAGGGUGUGAGUAAGAAACAAGCAAUUGAUUUUCUGACACCGACCACCUGUAAGUAAGUUCUUUGCCCAUUUAGCAAUAAAGCAAGUUUCUCUCUCAGGUCCUCAUAUACCUUUUAAAAGGAUGGGCGUGUUUGGGAGAGCUGUGAUGUACUGCAUUUAAUAAAUUUGUUUAAGAUUUUA